GUUUUGAUUUACGAAGCAUGCAAGAGAGCUAACUGAGUCUCUGUGUAUAUAAAGAUACUCUUGACUCCUCUCUCUCUCUCUUCUUCAACCAAACUCAACUCAUCCUCGUCGGAACCGCCUCCUACCGCCGAUAUUUUUAUAAACAAUUCUAAUUUAUUCCGUCGAGGUGGGAGUAGAUUCAGAAAGAAAAUCAAGAGGCUAAUUUUGGUGUUAGAUCUGAUGAUUCAGAUUCCAAUUCUUUAAUUCAGUCUCUGUUUCGCCUUUUUUGGUGCUCUAAAAGCUUCCACAAAAAGCUUUUAGCUUUUGGCUUCAGUAAAAUGGGAGUUAAAGUAGCAGCAGGUGCGGCUAGUUUUCAAUGGUCACAGCCAAUUGUACCUCAUUCUCCCUCCUCUUCUCAAACCCUAGCUUCUGCUAUCUCAUCCCCUUCUUCUUCAGCUUCGAAAAGACGGUGCCGCUCUGAUGCCGGACCUCUCGUUUGCCGACACGUACAGAAACUGGACCGUUUCGCUCUGUUCGGUACGUCUCCCACGAAUCUUCACCGGUCUCGGUCGUUUGAGUAUCCGAAAUCGAGAACCAACACUGUUAAAAGAGCUUCCAGUACAAGCUUAGACGCUUUUUCAGACGAAGAAUUUUCCAAGAAGAUUCAAGAAUUGGCUCUCAGAUUCCAGCUUUCUGAUGACGAACACGACCAAGACAGAGUCAAUAAAAGCAGAGAAUUGGAUUCUGCAGAUAAUUUUAGCAGUAUCAGUGUUAAAGGUUCUUCAAUUGUACAAAAUCAGAGACGGUUCGGUCUCGAUUCGGUUGAGCCGCUAUGGCUAGAAAUCCAACAGGAACCUCCAGAUUGGUGCGAGAGAGAUGUAAUUCCGUCAAGUAUUGAACGGAAAGCAAACAGCGUUGAGCUCCCGCUCUCUCUCAGAAUGAUAAAGAGGAAAUUACAGUGGCAAGAAGGGUUUAGAGAAGCCGGGGAAUCUGCCUACUGUUCUGUGAGAAAGGCCUUCUCUUCCAUGGUUUUCAUAAUCAGUGAGCUUCAUAGCUACACUUUGCAAAUGAGAGAGUUAUUAUUCACUGAAGAUUUACAAGGGGUUCUCGUUCGUGUACAGAAAGAAAUGCACGCCUCCUUCGUUUGGUUGUUUCAGCAAGUAUUUUCACAUACACCCACUCUGAUGGUUUAUGUGAUGAUUUUGCUUGCUAACUUCACAGUUUAUUCUAUGGGUAGUAAUUUUGCCAUUGCAGCCUCACCACCACCUGCUGCUUAUGCAGCCACUACAGAAACUAUGUAUGUUCAAGAAAUUCAAGAUCAGCAUAAUCAAAAGUUUGAUUCUUCAUCGGUUAAGUCACUCUCAAUCUCUUCCUCCGGCGGUAAAUCAACUUCUGUCGGUGGUAACAAUGGCGGCGGUGGUAAGGUUCGGCCUAUUGGGAGUGGAACUGAUGGGGGUGAUUCGUUCGAUCGGUCGAAUCAAUUUAGAAUAGUCCCAGAUGGUGCUUCUCAAUUGUCAUCUCCAGUGACUUCAGGGGAAGUAACUAGAGAAGAAGAGUUAAGUUUAUGGAAUUCGAUUGUAGACGAAGCUCGAAAAAUGCAAGAUCCGUCUCUUGAUCAUGAAAGUAUGCAGAGAUUGGUUUCACCAAUCAAAGCAAAUGUGGAAGCGGAUGAUUACUCAGAUUAUUUAAGGACAGAGUUACUAUAUCAAACUGGUUUAUCACAUGACUCUAAUAAUCCUCUCCUCCUUACCAACUAUGCUCAAUUUCUCUGCCUGGUUGCUCAAGAUUAUGACAGAGCAGAAGAGUACUUUAAGAGAGCGAUAGCGGUGGAGCCAGCAGAUGCAGAAGCCUACAGUAAAUAUGCAAACUUUCUGUGGAGAGUAAGAAACGAUCUAUGGGCAGCAGAAGAAACAUUUUUGGAAGCCAUUAAUGCAGAUCCUUCAAACACCUACUAUGCAGGAAAUUAUGCUCAUUUCCUAUGGAACACCGGUGGAGAAGACACUUGUUUUCCUAUAAACUCCCAAGAAGAGAAUCAUCAAGAAGUAUAAUACAGUUGCAGACAAAAAAUCCCUUCAAAAAAUGAAUAAACCCUCUUGGCUAUCACUUACCAAUUUAGAUUCUUAUCGAGUAGAUACUAGAAAUACAAAGGAAAACAAAAUGUUUUUUUUUUCUUUUAGUCUGUCUCUUUGGUAAUUGGUUAUGUUUUGGUUGAUUAAUGGGUGUUUAGAAGCAGGAUGGAAGAGAGGAAAUAAGGAAAAUGGCAAGAGUUCUGCCAUAUUUACUUGGCUUGGCAUGUUUUCUGCUCUCAAAGAGAUGGAUUUCAAUUGCCGGAUUUUGCACAGUUUCAGUAUCUUUUUUUUGUUGUUGGUGACAUAAUCACAUGGCAAAGUGUAAUUAUUCGGCUUGUUAAUAGAUUGCCAUUUUUAAUUAA
This is a messenger RNA of Mercurialis annua (annual mercury), 2410 nucleotides long. RefSeq lists its product as uncharacterized. The coding region runs from base 318 to 2027 and encodes 569 amino acids. The transcript has 3 exons. Gene Ontology annotation, molecular function: protein binding. Lineage: Eukaryota; Viridiplantae; Streptophyta; Magnoliopsida; Malpighiales; Euphorbiaceae. The record is from RefSeq and is a predicted model, not a curated record.